CGCGCAUGACCAUUGGUCGGGAAUAUACCAUUGAUGAUUUUCUGUACUUCUUGCGGCAGUCAGUUAUCCUUCGUCUUUUGGUCUGUUCGUAGAAUAUAUGCACGAUCACUGCAGCGUUUUUGUUUAGUAGUUAUUUAAAUUAUUGAAAAUAUGCCGAAACUCGCCGCAACAAUGUUGUCCGAUAUGGAUGAGUUACCCACCGUACAGUUGGGAGACUUCAAGCUCGAAUUCGAAUUGGGAGAGCCCUCACCGAAGGUACAAGAAAUUGCACGCAAAGAACUUAGGGAAACGCCUGAUGUAGUUAAAGAGGCAAUUCCAGCUCUCAGAGAUCUUCUCAAAGAGGAAAAAGACUUGCACGUACCAUUAGAUAAUGAACUAUGGAUGAUAAGAUUUCUCAGGCCUACGAAAUUUUACCCCGAAAGUGCCAGAGAUUUAAUUAAAAGAUACUACGAUUUUAAAAGGAAACAUUCUGCCCUUUAUGAUGGCUUAUUGCCCAGCAAAGAAAAAAACGUUUUCCAGCAAGAUGUUCUCACGGUACAACCUAACAGAGACCAGUUUGGUAGAAGAAUUUUAGUAAUUGAAUUGGGAAAAAAAUGGAAAACUAAUGAAUUGACUCUUGAUGAGGUAUUUAAAGGUUGUGUGCUGUUUGUUGAAGCAGCCAUGUUAGAACCAGAAACUGAAAUAUGCGGUGCUGUAGUUAUAUUUGAUAUGGACGGUUUAAGUUUAUCACAAACAACAAAAUUCACUCCUGCUUUUGCCAAAAGAAUUGUUGACUGGUUGCAGGACAGUGUUCCAGUGAGGGUGAAAAAUAUUCAUAUUGUAAAUCAGCCAUACAUAUUUAAAAUUGUGUUCGCCUUAUUCAAACCGUUCUUAAGGGAGAAACUUAGAAGUCGCAUUAUUUUCCAUGGCAGUGACAGAAAAUCUCUGCAUCAAUAUAUGGAUCCCUCAUGCCUUCCUUCCUGUUAUGGGGGUACUUUAGAUUUACCCAGAGUAACUGGACCGCAAUGGUUGGAAAUGUUAGAGAAAUGUGAUAAAGAGUUUAAAGCAAUCAAUUCGUUUGGGUAUAAUAAGAAGAUAGAAUCAUAGGUAUCAUAAGUGCCAACUACUCCAUUUUAAAAAUUAAAGGUAUAUUUUAUAAUAUUUAUUAUAUUUAAGUCAAUUUGUUAUAAGCAUCACACUUCGUAUUGGUUAAAUCAUUAUAUCUUAUUGUUACAUGUAUAUGAAAUAAAUAAUAUUUUUAUGA
Molecule: messenger RNA, 1243 nt
Organism: Aethina tumida (small hive beetle)
Lineage: Eukaryota; Metazoa; Arthropoda; Insecta; Coleoptera; Nitidulidae
Product: alpha-tocopherol transfer protein-like
Exons: 7
Coding region: 151-1086 (311 amino acids)
Cellular component (GO): membrane
Molecular function (GO): phosphatidylinositol bisphosphate binding
Source: RefSeq, a predicted model, not a curated record